AACCUGGCAUGCGCGCGCCGGCCUGGCUUUUUGGUUCCCUCCCUCGGAACGCCGGUCUCUCUAUGGUGUGCACUUUAGAGCGGCUAGAGCGGCGCCUACCCGCUCAGAGCACAGAUGAGGCCACAGCGCCGCGGGGACGUUCUGCGCCCCUAUUUGCUCCGAUUUUGGGAGGGUGUCGACACCUAUGGAUGAAGCUCUCUUCUCCUUUGGAGUCAUAGCAGACAUUCAAUAUGCUGAUCUAGAGGAUGGCUAUGAUUUCCUGGGAAUCCAGAAGAGAUAUUAUAGGCACAGCCUGUGUCAUCUCCAGAAGGCAAUAGAAGAGUGGAAUGGAAGACAGAUCCAGUUUGCACUGCAGCUUGGGGACAUCAUUGAUGGCUUCAAUGCCCAACACAAGAUGUCAAAGAGAGCACUGAAAACAGUCAUGAAGGAAUUUCAGAAGCUCAAGGCCCCAGUGCAUCACAUAUGGGGCAACCAUGAACUCUACAACUUUAGCAGAGAUUAUCUGGUCCAAUCAGCACUGAAUACCAAGUAUUUAGAAGACAAAACUUUACUUAGCCAUUUAGUCACUCAUCAAAGCCCCACUGAAGAUGCUGCUUCAGAAUUCUGCUAUGCUUAUCAGUUCUGCCCAAUGUCUAAAUUUCGAUUUGUCCUUCUUGAUGCCUAUGAUCUAAGUACUUUGGGGAGGGGCACAUCCAGCAAAAAGUAUCAAGAGUCUCUCCGUCUACUGCAACAGAAAAAUAAAAACAAGAAUCUGAAUAGUCCACUAGACCUUGAUGAAUGUCAGUUUGUACAAUUCAACGGAGGAUUCAGUCAAGACCAGCUGCACUGGCUUGAUGAAAUUCUUACAUACGCUGAUAAAAAUCAGGAAAGAGUUGUGAUCAUGGGGCAUAUCCCUAUUCACCCACACGCUACAAGCAGAGUCUGCCUUGCUUGGAACUAUAAAGAGGCCCUUUCCACCAUCCACUCGCAUCACUCUGUGAUAUGUUUUCUUGCUGGCCACCUCCAUGAUGAUGUUUACUAUUUAGACUCUCAUGGAGUCCAUCAUCUUACGCUUACAGGGAUCAUAGCAACUCCUCCAGAAAGCAAUGCUUUUGGAACUAUAUAUGUCUAUCAUGACAGAAUGGUAUUAAAAGGUAAUGGAAGUAUGCCAGAUCGAGAGAUGCUUUACAAAAGUCAUCAUUGCAGUUCUCAGUUUUAAACCAUAAGAUUCUUUUAUUUGUCUGUAAUAGGAAUGACUUUACUGCUUUUACUUGAAAACAUUUUUAAAUAUUGAUUUCUAAAAUAUUUUGAUAUAUGAUGAUUUGAGAAAACAUCUCCUUUAUAUAAAGCACAUGGAUCUUUAAAUAAAUACCACUAGUCUCUAGUACAA
Molecule: messenger RNA, 1369 nt
Organism: Anolis sagrei ordinatus
Lineage: Eukaryota; Metazoa; Chordata; Lepidosauria; Squamata; Anolidae
Gene: ADPRM
Product: ADP-ribose/CDP-alcohol diphosphatase, manganese dependent
Molecular function (GO): ADP-ribose diphosphatase activity; 2',3'-cyclic-nucleotide 2'-phosphodiesterase activity; manganese ion binding
Source: RefSeq, a predicted model, not a curated record